AUAUAUUAGUUGUGUGUAUGAGUUGUAAUGUGUUUGUAGUGUUUGUAGUGUUUGAGUGAAAGACUGAAUCAAUGAAUGACUGAGUCGUUGAGUGAUUGAUGUGAUUGUAAAUAAUAGUUGUCUUCAAAUUGAUUACUAAAACAGUGUCAGAGAUGUCAUCUUCAGGUGAUUUCGGUAAUCCUUUACGUAAAUUCAAAUUAGUAUUUCUUGGCGAACAAAGCGUCGGUAAGACAUCAUUGAUCACCCGAUUCAUGUACGACACGUUUGACAACACAUAUCAGGCCACUAUCGGCAUCGACUUCUUGUCCAAAACCAUGUAUUUAGAGGACCGAACAGUACGAUUACAGUUGUGGGACACCGCAGGUCAAGAGCGCUUCAGAAGUCUUAUUCCUAGUUAUAUAAGAGAUUCAACGGUUGCUGUCGUUGUAUAUGACAUUACAAACGCCAACUCAUUUCAUCAAACGUCCAAAUGGAUCGAUGAUGUGAGGACUGAGAGAGGAAAUGAUGUGAUAAUUAUGUUGGUUGGAAACAAGACUGACCUCCAGGAUAAACGACAGGUGACUACUGAAGAGGGAGAGAAAAAAGCCAAAGAACUGAAUGUUAUGUUUAUUGAGACGAGUGCUAAAUCCGGUUACAACGUUAAACAAUUGUUUAGAAGAGUUGCCGCAGCCUUACCGGGAAUGGAGACUAACGAUAGAGCACGAGAAGACAUUGUUGAAGUUGACCUAAAGGACGGUCCUUCAGAGCAGACCAGUCAAGAGGGCAAAUGCUUGUGCUGAGAGAGAAACCGAAUAAAAUUAUAUUUUUUAUUUAAUUUUAUAGAUUAUUUACUUUGUAUAUCUAUUGCAUGAAAUUAUCUCAAAUUUAUUUAUUGGAAAUUAUCGUUAAAUGCAUGGAUCGAAAGCAGCUCUUAAUUUGUGCCGUAAUUUACAUUAAAUUAAUUUCAUUCUGGAUAUCAUUUGCUUUC
Molecule: messenger RNA, 967 nt
Organism: Oppia nitens
Lineage: Eukaryota; Metazoa; Arthropoda; Arachnida; Sarcoptiformes; Oppiidae
Gene: Rab6
Product: ras-related protein Rab6
Exons: 5
Coding region: 153-779 (208 amino acids)
Molecular function (GO): GTPase activity; GTP binding
Source: RefSeq, a predicted model, not a curated record